AUGGCCUUUGUCGACCUUCAGGUUAUUGAUGUUAAAAAUGUAAUACCAAGAUGCACAAAAUACGGUGUUCAAAUAAGAGAAUUUCACAGUUUUCGAUUUCGUAUCACUUAUGGACUUAGCAGACAUUCUAGAUUAAUUAUUAAAAAAGCAACAACAAAUAUCAUUGCUAACAUCACUUCAUUGAUUACCUUUAUCCAGAUCGCUAUACAUCAUCAUGAUUAUCACAGUGGGUCACUAAUGUGUCGCUAUUAUGUUUAUAUUUAUGCUAGCUCUUACGGCAUAUCCAUUUCGACCUUAACAUUACUUGCUAUCGAUAGAUAUUAUGCUAUUAUUAGGCCAUUAUCGCCAUUUUAUCGAAUCUAUCGACGCCAAUUUUUGAUCACAUGUGAAAUAGGAAUAUGGAUAUUGUCCUUAUUAAUCCAUAUUCCAACAUUUUUCUACAUGUCAGUCCAUCGACAAGAUACACUUUUGUGCGAUUUUCCCGACAUAACCAAUUCAGUUUCGGCCUAUUUGAUAUCAUUUGUAUUAAUUGACAAUAUUUUACCAUCGUCAAUUAUUAGCAUCACUUACGGAAGAAUUAUUAUUCAUCAAAAUAAUUAUGUACAACCAGGACAAAUGGGACGAAACCAACUCCAAAAUGAUAUUAAUAAGCGUCAAUUAACUAAAAUGUUAGGAACUAUCAGCUUCUUCUAUGUAAUAACUACUAUACCGACAUCCUUUGUCUUUCUUGGUUCAGCUAUUACGCAAAAAUCGUUACUCAAAAUUCGCCAAGAUAGUUUAGUAGCUUUUUUAUUGAUAUUUUUCUCUAUCUCUGUUACAGCCAGUAUUUCAACAAUCAAUCCCUUUUUAUAUCUUGCAUUUGAUAAAAAACUAAGCAAAAAAGCAUUAACAAGAUUAGGAGCCAUUCGCAAUUUUAUCUACGAAAAGACCAUAUCGACCCGGGCAGUUUUUAAUAAUUCAGGUCAAACACCAACAGCAGCAUCAACUUAA
Molecule: messenger RNA, 990 nt
Organism: Trichoplax adhaerens
Lineage: Eukaryota; Metazoa; Placozoa; Uniplacotomia; Trichoplacea; Trichoplacidae
Exons: 3
Coding region: 1-990 (329 amino acids)
Biological process (GO): G protein-coupled receptor signaling pathway
Cellular component (GO): membrane
Molecular function (GO): G protein-coupled receptor activity
Source: RefSeq, a predicted model, not a curated record